This is a messenger RNA of Cuculus canorus (common cuckoo), 4736 nucleotides long. RefSeq names its product mitogen-activated protein kinase 15 (gene MAPK15). Gene Ontology annotation, cellular component: nucleus; cytoplasm. Lineage: Eukaryota; Metazoa; Chordata; Aves; Cuculiformes; Cuculidae. Gene Ontology annotation, molecular function: MAP kinase activity; ATP binding. Gene Ontology annotation, biological process: protein phosphorylation; intracellular signal transduction. The record is from RefSeq and is a predicted model, not a curated record. The transcript is spliced from 13 exons. The coding region runs from base 211 to 1893 and encodes 560 amino acids.
UGGGCGGUUUCCACGGCAGCAGUGACUGAGAGCGCCGCGCCCGGUGCCGGGGGUCCCCUCUCCCCUUGCCCGGUGCUGGCGCUCCCCGCUCCCCUCGUCGGCGCCGGGGAUCUCCAUUGCCCUGCCCAGUGCCGGGGGUCCCCGCUCCCCUCAUCGCGCUGGGGGUCUCUAUUCCCCUGCCCGGUGCCGGGGGUCCCCUUUCCAUUCGCCAUGAUCGCUCCGGAGGUGGAGACAAAAGUGUCCCAGAAGUAUGAGAUCAAAAGGCGCUUGGGCAAGGGGGCUUAUGGCAUCGUAUGGAAAGCAAUUGAUCGCAGGACAGGAGAAAUAGUUGCUGUUAAAAAGAUCUUUGAUGCUUUCAGGAACAGAACGGAUGCUCAGAGGACGUUUCGAGAGAUCAUGUUCCUGCAGGAGUUUGGAGAACAUCCAAAUAUCAUCAAGCUGCUUGAUGUUAUCCGAGCUCAGAACGACAGGGACAUCUACCUCGUCUUUGAGUCCAUGGAGACAGAUUUGCAUGCUGUGAUUAAGAAGGGGAAUUUGCUGAAAGAUAUCCACAAGUGUUACAUUCUCUACCAGCUCCUGAAGGCAACUAAAUUCAUCCACUCAGGAAAUGUCAUUCACAGAGAUCAGAAGCCUUCCAAUAUCUUGCUGGAUGCAGACUGCUUUGUUAAACUCUGCGAUUUUGGGCUGGCCCGUUCUUUAUCUCAGACAAAUGAGGACCAAGGUGAACGUGCUCUCACGGAAUAUGUGGCAACACGCUGGUACCGAGCCCCCGAGAUCUUGCUUUCCUCUCACAGUUACACUAAAGGUGUAGACAUGUGGAGCAUUGGCUGUAUCCUGGGAGAGAUGCUUCUUGGGAAACCCCUUUUUCCUGGAACAUCAACAGUGAAUCAACUGGAGCAGAUCUUGAGGGUCAUUCCUGCCCCAUCCCCAGAAGAUAUUUUGGCUAUGCAGUCAGAUUACAGGGCCUCGGUUAUUAACCACAUUUGUUCCUGGCAGCGAGUGACAUUUGAGAAGAUUUUGCCAUCUUCGACUCCGUUGCCUGCCCUGGAUCUCCUGAAGAAGCUUUUAGUGUUCAACCCCGAGAAGCGACUCACAGCAGAGGAGGCUCUACAGCAUCCUUACUUGAGAAGGUUUCACUGUCCUGCCAGGGAGCCCUCUCUGGAUCAUGAUGUGAUUCUUCCUUUGGGUGAUGAUGUCCAGCUCUCUGUGAUGGAAUAUCGAAAUAAAUUAUAUGAGAUGAUCCUUGAGAAGAGGUUAAAUAGCCAUCCCAAGGAGCAAGCGUGGAGAGAGAGUGUUCACAUAAAUCAGCCUGAAUCCAGUCCGCUUCUUCCCCAUUCCAGCUCUGUGCCUUCACCUACCAGGAAAGGACAGAGAGAAACAAUUCCGCCUCUUCAGAAGACCUCCCCUGUGCAUGCUGGAGCUACAAGUGUCCUGCCAGAAGCUUCGGGCCAGACCAAGGACUUGGCCAGAGUUGUGUGUCAGAGAGCACAGAUCAACGUGAUGUACAACCCCAUAACGCAUGCAGUUGUUCAGAGUAACGCGGAUCCUGGUGUUGCGAUCAGGAGCUGUUCUGCACCACCUUCCCAAAAGGCCAUAACCUCCAACAACGGGAAGCUCUGCAGACCAAUCACAUGGGCAAAUGCAAACACUCGGCCAGCUCCUACAAGUGUGCAGAACCAUUGUAAUAAUCCAAGGAACAAUCAGUUUCUCAGUAAAGAUGCUCAUCCUCCUCCAAAGCCCAGUAAAAAGAUGUUCCAGGUUACUGCAAACGUGGGAGCUGCUGGUGAUCCGAAAGCAUCCAUGGGUAGCUACUCCCAGGCCUAUGGAACCAUAUGUAAAUCCGCACUGCAGAGUCUUCCCAUUUCCAAGUCCUCCCAACACCUUGAGCAGUGAACGUGGAAGCAUUCUGAAUAGGUGAAGAGCAGCUCUGCUCAGUGGUCCCGGAACUGAGCCCAUAACGGCAAGCGAGAGCAAAAUCAUAGAUUCAUAGAGUCAUGGAACGGUUUAGGUUGGAAGGGACCUGAAAGCCCAUCCAGUUCCAAGCCCUGCCAUUGGCAGGGACACCUCUGACUGGAUCAGGCUCUUUAUCAGGGAGUACAGAGAGAGGGCAAGGGGGAAUGGCUUUAAAUCAGAAGGGAGAAGACAGACUAGAAAUUAGGAAGACAUUCUUCACGAUGCGGGUAGGGAGGCCCUGGCCCAGGUUGCCCAGAGCAGUGGUGGCUGCCCCAUCCGUAGAGGUGCUCAAGGCCGGGUUGGAUGGGGCUUGGAGCACCCUUAUCCAGUUGGAGGUGUCCUUGCCCAUGGCAGGAGGGUGGAACUGGAUACUCUUUGAGGUCCUUUCCAACCCAAACCAUUGCAUGACUCACACUAAAUUCUAGGGUGUGAGUACCUCUGCAGUUCAUGGAAUAUCCAUUUAUAGUUUAGUGUCUAAACACCAAAGGUUAGUUAAGUAAAAAAUAGCAUAUUUGCUUCUUGUACCAGGUGCGGUCACUAAGUCCGGUGAUACUGGGAAUGCAGCUCAUGGGGAAGUCCUGGUUUAUUCUGAUACAUCCAUAAAAUAGGCAUUUCUUGCCUGUCUUAGGUAUGGCCAGAUAAAGGAGAUGGGAACGACAGGGUGAGCAAUGUGUUGGCUCUUGGGAGGCUAUGACGCCAGUUCUGCUGCAUGGAGUCGUGAGCCUCCUGUUUAAUCCAGGGUUGUGACUUCCACGGAAAGGCUAGCGCCUAGUAACUGCAGUGUGGCCACAGCGUGGCAUUGUGUCAUCCAGUUGCUAGGUGCUAGCCUUUCCGUGGAAGUCACAGGAUUGAAGGACAUGGAGCUGUUUGAGCAAGUCUAGAGGAGACCACGGAGAUGACCCGAGGGCUGGAGCACCUCCUGUAUGAGGACAGGCUGUGAGAGUUGGGGUUGUUCAGCUUCGGAGGAGAGAUGGCUGUGGGGAGGCCUUAGACCAGCUUCCAUAUGGAAAGGGUCUCCAGGAAAGCUGGGGAGGGGCUCUUGAUCAGUGAGUGCAGGGAUAGGACAAGGGGAAUAGUUUUAAGCUGAAAGAGAGGAGAUUGAGAUGAAAUCUCAGGAAGAAAUGUUGUCCUGUGAGAGUGGAGAGGCCCUGGCCCAGGUUGCCCAGAGAAGGUGUGGCUGUCUUAUCCCUGGAGGUGUUCAAGGCCAGGUUGGAUGGGGCUUGGAGGAACCUGAGAAGGUCAACAAAGAUGGGGAGGGUGCUGGAGAACAAGUCUUCUGAAGAGCAGUUCUGAGAGAGGAAACUGACAUUGUUUAGUCUGGAGAAGAGGAGCCUGAGGAGAGACCUCAUUGCUCUCUAAAACUGCCUGAAAGGAGGUUUGAGUGAGGUGGGUGCUGGUCUCUUCAACCAAGGAAGAAGUGAUGGGACAAGAGAAAAUGACCUCAAGUUGCGCCAGGGAAAGGUUAGACUGGGUAUAGAGAAAAGUUCCUUCACUGACAGAGUGGUGAAGCCCUGGCAGAGGCUGCCCGGGUCAGGUGAGGGAGUCCGCAUCCCUGGAGGGGUUCAAAAACUGUGUGGUCGUGGCACUUUGGGACAGGGUUUGGUCAGCACAAGGUGUUGGACUGGUGGUUGGGCUGGAUGAGUUUGGAGGGCUUUACCAACCUUAAUGAUCCAUGAUUCUAUGAAUGAACACCCUCUCCCCUACCCCAAAUCACUGAUAGAGUUACACUGGCAGGGAAAUGGCUGCUUGGCCAAGACGGUGUCUUAAAUGCUGAUUAGCCCCCCGACUCAGCUGAAAAAGAGUCCUAAACUCAAGUCUUUCUCCAUUAAAACAGAUCUGUUUCCUUUUCUAUGUCCUUCAAGCUGCUCCUUUCAGUUCACCCCAAAGUGAGGCUUCCAUCACCCUUCAGGAAAGACACCAAGAGCAAACAAUUACCAAAAUGUUUAGAAAAUGGUAAAUAAGAAAGCUGAGCAUGAACUCCUAGACAAGACCACAGCCACGGGGAAGGGCAAAAAAAGUUUGCUGUAUCAGGCCCAGUCAACACGGGUUCACGAAAGGCAGAUCUUGCCAAACUAACCUGAUCGCUUUCUUUGACAAAGUUACUCGACUACUGGAUGAGGGAAAGGCUGUGGAUGGAGUCUUCUUGGACUUCAGUAAAGCCUUUCACACAGUUUCUCACAGCAUUCUGCUUCAGAAACUGUCAGCCUCUGGCCUGGACAGGCGCACACUCUCCUGGGUUGAAAACUGGUUGGAUGGCCCAGAGAGUGGUGGUCAAUGGAGUUAACUCCAGCUGGAGGCCAGUUACAAGUGGGGUUCCUCAGGGCUCAGUACUGGGUCCAGCCCUGUUCUACAUCCUGGAUCAAUGACCUGGAUGAAGGCAUUGAGUGCACCCUUACCAAGUUUGCGGAUGACACUAAGCUGUGUGGAAGCGUGGAUCUAAUGGAUGGUAGGGAGGCUCUGCAAAGGGGUCUUAACAGGCUGGAUCGCUGGGCUGAGACCGAUGGCAUGAGGUUUAACAAGGCCAAAUGCCACGUCCUGCACUGGGGCACAACAACCCUGUGCAGUGCUACAGACCAGGAGAAGUCUGGCUAGAAAGCUGCCUGGAGGAGAAGGACCUGGGGGUGUUGGUUGACAGCCAACUGAACAUGAGCCAGCAGUGUGCCCAGGGGGCCAAGAAGGCCAAUGGAAUCUUGGCUUGUAUCAGAAAUGGGGUCACCAGCAGGUCCAGGGAGGUGAUUCUCCCUCUGUACUCGGCACUGGUGAGACUGCAUCUUGAGUACUGU